Messenger RNA from Hypanus sabinus (Atlantic stingray), 6824 nucleotides. RefSeq names its product neuronal migration protein doublecortin-like. NCBI's taxonomy places the organism in Eukaryota, Metazoa, Chordata, Chondrichthyes, Myliobatiformes, Dasyatidae. The transcript is spliced from 8 exons. Gene Ontology annotation, cellular component: axoneme. Bases 145 to 1278 code for a protein of 377 amino acids. The record is from RefSeq and is a predicted model, not a curated record. Gene Ontology annotation, biological process: axoneme assembly; retina development in camera-type eye; photoreceptor cell development.
AUCGAACUCGGGUUUGACAUGCUGCAGUAAGAUAUAGACGCAAUGUGAAAUGAGAAAAUUGGGAGGUGAUUUAUUUCAGUAUCUCUGCAACUGAUAUAUGGAGACGGUCUGUUUGAUCUUCCACUCUGAUAAGUUAACCGAAGCAUGUUCCAAGAAAAAGAGCUGGAUUUCGGCCAUUUUGACGAAAGGGACAAGACGCGUUACUCAAAGGGUUCGAGGAUGAAUGGUUUGCCCAGCCCCACGCACAGUGCUCAUUGCAGCUUCUAUCGCACCCGAACCUUGCAAGCCCUUACCACUGAGAAGAAAGCCAAGAAGGUCCGUUUCUACCGUAAUGGGGACCGGUACUUCAAGGGCAUCGUGUACGCAAUAUCUGCUGACCGCUUCCGUACCUUUGAUGCUCUGCUGGCAGACCUGACCCGAACCCUGUCUGAUAAUGUGAACCUGCCUCAGGGAGUUCGCAUUAUCUUUACCAUUGAUGGAGCUGGGAAGAUCACCAGCCUUGAUGAACUGGAGGAAGGGGAGAGCUAUGUUUGCUCGUCACAUGACAUCUUUAAAAAAGUGGAUUACACUAAGAAUGUGAAUCCCAAUUGGUCUGUGAAUGUCAAAGCCUGUGGUACCCAGAAAGUGCCUCAGUCUCUGGCCAGUGCCAAGCACAUGACUGAAGUCAAAGAAACCAAGGAUUUUGUCCGCCCUAAGCUGGUGACUGUUAUACGGAGUGGAGUCAAGCCACGCAAAGCGGUCAGAGUCCUGCUCAACAAGAAAACGGCACACUCCUUUGAGCAAGUCCUUACCGACAUCACUGAGGCCAUUAAGCUGGAGACGGGGGUAGUGAAGAAGUUGUACACAUUGGAUGGCAAACAGGUGUCAUGUCUGCAAGACUUUUUCGGAGAUGAUGAUGUGUUCAUAGCUUGCGGUCCAGAAAAGUUUCGAUAUGCCCAGGAUGACUUUUCACUGGAUGAAAAUGAGGUGCACAGAAGUCGGACGAUGGGAGGUUUUGAUGUUGAAUGCCGUGUGGUGAAGACAAAUCCCGGGGGUAAAUCUGUUAAUGCCACACAAAGAUCUACAGGCAAGAGCUCUGGAACUUCACGUCGUAGUAAGUCUCCUGCUGAUUCUGCUAAUGGGACCUCGAGCAGCCAGCUCUCCACCCCAAGGUCAAACAAGUCUCCAGUCUCGACACCCAUUUCUACACCAACCAGCCCAGGAUGCCUUCGCAAGCACAAGGACCUGUAUCUGCCACUUUCUCUGGAUGAUUCGGACUCACUGGGUGACUCGAUGUAAGCCACCGGUGUGAGCGGAAGAGCAAGCAAGCAAAGUCUGGAAUUAGCCACCUGAAGUAGUGAGACUUGGAAAAGGAAAUCUGCCCAGUGCAGAGGUAUUGCUGUUGGUGCUCACAAAUUGCCAAGUGACACCAAUGAAAAAAAAACUAAAAAAAAAGCCAAAAAGUUGCCCUUUUUUUUUAAACAGUUUGUCCAUCACAUGAGAAACCUAGUAUCUUGGAAUAUCACUGCCUUUUUCUAAACAUCUGAUAUAAAGCACUGUGAGAAUAUUUCGUAAAACAAGCAGGUCUCUUGUACAUCACAUGUUCUGUGAAAAUUGUGCUCCUUGAUUUUCAAUUUCAUUGUGCAGCGUGAUUUUCCAUUCCUCUUUGAUAUUAAUGCGCUGUUGUUAUAUGCUUCGUUUAAAGAUCUGUUUUAGUUAUUGAGAACCUCUGCCAGUUUUUUCUUUGUACAAGAAAAUACUCUGCUGAGCAGAAAUGUUUUAACAUCCAAUUUGUUUAAAAAAGGAAAGAGAAAAAAACCCCAAAAAAAUCACUUAAGACACAUUAUUUAAACAUAAUACAUUGAUCUGAAAAUGGGAAUGAAUUUGAAAAUGAUAAGCAACUUAAUAAGACUAAGCAUAAUGCUUUUCUAAAAUUCAAUUUGAUCAUGUUUGUUUAAUACAUUUUUUAGCAACAAAAUGAUUCUGAUUCUUGCUUUUUAUGACAUUUUGAAUGGUAGAACUAUUUAGGAUUAGAUUAACACAACAAAUCUACAAUUUACUAAUAAGAACACAGUGUUCUUAAACUUUUUUUUAAUUUGUGAAUGUGUUCACUGUGCAAUUAUUAAAACCAGUUUGUAAUUAAACUUACUGAAUAGCAUUAAUAGAAUACUUGUAAGAUCUGGUGGUGAAGGUUUUUCUUUGAAGACAGAUUUGAAAGUGAAAAGGAAUGUUGACUUGUUACUGGACUAGAAUUAGCAUGAAAUAAAUUUCCCAUGUAUAGAACUGAUCUUCUUUCUUGAUUUAGAGGAGAUAUUUACUGCUUUGCUUGACUUGACAUUCAGCUUGCAGGCUGAUGUUGCUUGAUGUGGAAUUCAAAUGUCAGGGCACAGUGAGGCCUCUUACAUUCCACAAGCAAUCUUUGAAGAUUCAUGAUCAGAUAUUCUCUGUUCUGUUCUAUACUCGCAGAAUUUCUUAAGAUGACCAUGUUCAGGAAAGAAAUGACCCUGUAAUACCCUGGUUUUCGCAGUGCCAUGAAUUCCGUCCCUUUUCAACAGUGCAAGUUGGAUCCUGUAGAAAUAGCUAAGUAGCCCUUUGAGCUCCAUUUUAUUGAAUAUUGUAGCUAACAACUUUAUUUUUAGGCCAUAAGCUCCUGUCAGCCUUUAGCCAAGAAAAGUAUAUCUUGAAAGGGAUUGGUUGAAAGAAGCCUUCAGGGUGGAAAUUUAUCUUGUAGUAGGUUGUGCGCAAUUGAUUGUGCUUCUGAAAUUCAGUUCCAGACGUAAAUCUGAGGAGUGGUGGUCAGUGCGAGCAUGCACGUUUAGCAUGUACAAAGCUGGAUGAAUUUCAACACUUUGAUGUAUUGCGAUGAGUACAUUGCCAAUUAAUAACUAUGAUUGAUAUCCAUGGUUCAAAUAUCCAGUGGUGCCAUAGUGCAAAAAUUUAUUGCUCACUUAUAUUUAAAAGCAUCCAUUGUUUAAUAGCCAUAAAAAGAGGGAGGUAGAGAGGAUUAUUAAGGAAGACGUUUGUCUAUAGGAACAAUCAUAGAACACAAUGGUAAUCUCUGCCUUCCGAAAUACUUUAAUUACUUGGAUUCUUUUGUAAUCUUGUCGCCAUUUUCUAAUGCGGGCUAUUUUUGAUACAAUUCUAAUUCACUUAAUACCAACUCAAUACAGUUCAAACUGUGCCCAGGAAUUAAACACGUAUCCAUUAAAAUGAUAAGGGAUUUUGAGAAGAAAAGGAAGACACUCAACACAAUUUCUGUACCAGGAUGUCCAUAGUUUUGGCCUUGGAGAAUUAUUUUCAAAGGUGUUGUGAGACUUCUAAAUGGGUAAUAGACUAACCUGUAGAUCAUAAAGGGCAUGCACAAUAAUGCCACGUUUGGGUACAUCACUUGUUGAUAUUUCUUGCAUAAAAUUUUAUUGUAUAUUUGAAGCCCUUGAAAACACUGAAGCAACCAGAGGUUUGAAGGCUGCUCAACCCAGUUUGGCUGAGCAUCAAAAUCUGAGGUAGUGAUUUUCUCACCAGUAAUUUCCCAAACCCCGCUCCUCAACCUCUCCUUGUUGCCAGAUACCUCAGAACUCCAAUCAUGCCCCACUUCCAAAAUCAUCUGCCCAAUUAUCUUCUCAUUUUCCUGAACCAUCUUAGUUAUCCACCACAUCUCAGACGUUCAAGGUUUUUAGAGAGAGCUGACCAGGAGGAAGUGUUGACAGCCUAUAUUUCUCCUCCGCCUCUCACCCCAUCCUCAGCUCACCUCCCAGUGGCUUGAUAAUAGGAAGCAGAGGCUGAUGCUGAAAGCUCGAUUCUCUGACUGGAGGCCUGUGACUUGUUGAGUGCCCCAGGAGUCUGUGCUGUGACCUCUGUUAUUCAUUAUGUAUACAAAUAAUUUGAAUAUACAUGGUACAAAUUCCAAAUUAGAGGAUCUUGUUGCUAGAGAAGCAGGUUACAAUGAACUAUACAGAGAACUUGAUCAAUCACAAAAUGGGCUAAGGAACGGCAGAAGGAUUCUAACUUGGAUAAGUGUGAGGUGAUGCAUUUUGGACAUUUAAACCAGGGUAGGAGCUACAUAGUGAAUGGAAGGGCACUGCCGUGUUUUGUGAAGUAGGGAGACCAAGGAAUAUAAGUACACAGUUUGCAGAAAGUGGCCCCACAAUAUACAGGGUGGUAAAGAUGGCAUUUAUCAUGCUGGCCUUCAUUAGUCAAGGCAUCGAGCUUAGGGGUAAUAUGUCGCAGUUAUAUAAGUUGUUGGUGAGGCUGCACUUGGAGCAUCAUGUACAGUUUUGGUCACCCUGUUACAGAAAAGAUAUUGUCAAGCUGGAGAGGGUGAAGGAGAGGUUUACUAGGAUGCAGCGUGGAUUACAGGACCUGAGUUACAGGAAGAGGUUGACCACACUGGAUCUUUAUUCCUUGGAGAGUAGGAGAACAAGGUUUGACCACUUAGAAGACUAUAAAAUCACACAUGGUAUGAAUAAUGUGGACAGUCAGAGUCUUUUCCACAGGGUGGGAUGUCCAGAACUACAGGGCAUAGAUAAGAAGGAAAGAUUUAAAAGAGACCUGAGAGGUAACAUCUUUACAUAGAGGGUGGUGAAAACCUGGAAUGAACUGCUGAGAGAAGUGGUUGAGGUAGGUGUAACUGCAACACUGAGGGGGCAUUUACUGCAAAUAGAUACAUGGAGGCAAAGGGCUUGGAGAGUUAUGGGCCGAGCGAGGGCAGCUGAAACAAGCAAGCUGGAUGCUAAGGAAGGCACAGGCCAUUUCGGUGAGCCUGUUUCCAUGCUGUAUUGCCCUAUGACUGUGGAUUCUUAUCUUCAUAAUCCCAAUUACCUGUCAGAUACCUAAUCCCGAAUUGCCCCCCCACUGACACUCCCUCUCAUUGUGUUGAUCUUCCAAUUCCAGGUCCAUUACCAUCUCCCCAGUUUUCCACCCAACCCACACAAUCUUCUCUCUAGCUUUCUAUGCAGUCCCCAUUCUCUACACAGAUGGGAGAUCUCAGUGGAAAGUGCCACUCUACCGACCCUCUCCCACACACCUCACUAUACCCAGGACAGUGCCUUAUUUGCAGUCCUCAAAGGGUUAACUCAAUAAAGAUUAUCAAGUAUGGAGUCACAGAGUUUUGUUGGACAUUACACCUGAUUCCGAAUGUUUCUAGCUGACUAGCUUCCAUGGAGUCAUAGAAUAAUAAUACAAAAUGGCCAUAGGCCCUUUGGCCCAACUGGUCCGUGCUGUUCACCUUGCAUUCAGCCCUUAACCCUCUAAACAGCUUCGGUCCAUGUACCUAUCCAAAUGCCUCUUCAGUGUUUCAAUUGUACACUCCUCGACCACUUUCUCUGGCAACUUAUUUCAGAUAUUCAGUACUCUUCCAUUUAAUUUCCAUGAUCCUGAAUCUCAACCUUUGGAGUUAAUACAAACUUUAAGAUGAAAUAUGACAGCGUGCCCUCAUCAAGAUGAGGAGGAAUAGUCAACAAAGAAACUGUUCCCAGCCUGCUACCUCUCAUUCUUCACCCAGCAGAAUCGUAUCAGUCAUGAAGAGGGCAGGAGCUAACAUAAUUCCACAAUUCCAGCAGGAAGCAAACAUACUGACAGGGAGUGGCUGAAGAUAGGAUCUGGAGCAGGGAAUGCAGAACAUGGAUUAUAACUGUGUCAUGUCAGUUCAUCAACAUGAACUGAAGCCACGUCAUGCCAUUUCAAGUUCAGAUGAGCUAAGUGUCACUCCUUUAAUAGCAAAUACAGUGCAGUAUUACAUGUAAAAGCAGGAGUUUGCAUUGUGUCCCUUAUGGACAACUUGUAAAGUGUAGCAACAGAGCAGUUGGCCUAUGAGUAGUUCAAUUAGUAUCAGUGCACAAGGUUCAUAGCAAUUGGAGAAGAGGCUUGGGCCUUUUAUAAGCAAGAUCUGCUUAAGUGCUUUAAACUGCACAUCAUUAGACUUUAUAUUGUGGCAAUCCCUGGCUGCUCAGGAUUUGCCCUGCAUACACUGUAGGGUGGAUUAACUGAGGUAACUGAGCACAUUAAAGCCCGCGCACAAGCUGUGAUUCAGUAAUCUCCAUUCGUGGGUCUUCGCAGUUACUGGCCUGGACAGCUGAUUAAACUCCUGCCCCAAGAAGGUAGCUUUUAAUAGAUACAAUUAGUUGCUCUGGUGGCUCUUGGCCUGUCCAGGCAGAUCGACCUUGCUGUGAGGUUACGCUCUGUGCUUCCAGGGGAAGGGAGUGAGACCGCUUUAUGAGGCGAAGCUCUAGGCUGCAGCAAUUGAAAUGACAUGAGACAAAUUCCCCUCAAAUCCCCCUCAAGGCAAAUUCACUGGUUAGUCUACGUUGCAGCAUGCUCCUGUGAAGAGAGCGUAGGUGAACUGCUAGUAACUGAAAAGAAUGCAGUUUGAUAGUAAUACUAACAAGCACUAUAUUUAUUCAACAAAGUAUCAUCACCUAUGGCUCUGAGUGUAUUACAGUGGUAUCUUUUAUUUUUAAUUGAAUAUUUUAGCCAAAGUGGCAGUUGAUUUGUAUGUGUCCUUUUAAACUAGACAAAGGCUCACAGAGACUAAAGCCAGUCUCUGAUUAGCAUAUCUGGCCAGCCUAAAAUGAAAGCUGGUGUAAAUGGUCCAAAUGUUACAAAUAGAGAGCAAAUUACAAAAGAUAAAAAAGAAACCUUUAUAAUAGACUGAAGCGUUGCCUGCUACGUUCUGCAUUCAUUCUUCUUUUUGCCGUGCACAUCAUGGGCAGUGCAACCUGGGACUGCCAGCGUUCCCAUGGAAACAGAUGGGCUGUUUUUGUCGCCAUGCAACAAGAGACAUGCGGGAAUCAGUGGCACUGUUCCCAUAAUUGGCUGUUGCCGUGUGAGGCAGCGACAUCAAUGUAAAA